AUGACUGCCCCAGGAGCCGGCCAUGAAUUUCCUUCCCAAGAAGUUUCUUGGCAGAAGCGAGAUGUCUUACUCUUUGCCAACAGUAUUGGUGUAAAGGCCGACGAAUUGCAUUUCCUCUACGAAUUGCAUCCAAGCUUCUCUGUUUUUCCCACUUACCCGCUCAUUCUCCCAUUCAAGCUCACCGAUCAGGAGGUCGUUGACUUCUAUGCCCGCCAAAAGGCUGUCAAGAUUCCAGGCGUCCCUGAUUUGGAUCACCGCCACGGUGUUGACGGUCAGCGAAAGAUCACAGUACUGAAGCCUCUACCUCCGACAAGCGCCGGAAAGAAGUUUGAGCUGCGAAAUAAAGUUAUUGGGGUCUAUGACAAGGGCAAGCCGGGCACGGUCGUUGAGACCGAGCAAUCCAUUGUUGAUGCAAAGACCGGCGAGGUGUAUUCCAAGGUCUUGAGUAGCGGCUUCCUAGUUGGCCAGGGUGGAUGGGGUGGUCCCAAAGGUCCCGCUACGGUCAACUUCCCUCCCCCUGCAGAGAAGAAGCCCGAUGCUACUCACGUUGUUCAGACAAAUAUGGAAACAGCUCAUCUGUAUCGCCUGAAUGGAGACUACAAUCCGCUUCAUGCUACGCCUGAGCCAGGUCAGAAGAUGGGCUUCGGCGGUACCAUCAUCCACGGUCUCUUCAGCUGGAAUACUACCGCGCACGGCGUUCUUCGCGAGCUCGGUGGGAGCAACCCUGACAACCUCAAGGAAUUCCAGGCGCGUUUCGCUUCGCCUGUUCGCCCGGGCGACCAGCUCACUACGGAAAUCUGGCGAAUGGGUGACAAGCAGUCGGAUGGCUUCGAGGAGGUUCGCUUUGUGACCAAGAAUCAGUCCGGAAAAGUUGUUCUUAGCAACGGCCGUGCACUGGUCAAAGUUGUCGGAGAAAAAAGCAAGCUUUAG
This is a messenger RNA of Penicillium diatomitis, 930 nucleotides long. RefSeq names its product putative peroxisomal dehydratase. The transcript is spliced from 5 exons. The coding region runs from base 1 to 930 and encodes 309 amino acids. The record is from RefSeq and is a predicted model, not a curated record. Gene Ontology annotation, cellular component: peroxisome. Lineage: Eukaryota; Fungi; Ascomycota; Eurotiomycetes; Eurotiales; Aspergillaceae.